Molecule: messenger RNA, 1190 nt
Organism: Mercurialis annua (annual mercury)
Lineage: Eukaryota; Viridiplantae; Streptophyta; Magnoliopsida; Malpighiales; Euphorbiaceae
Exons: 8
Coding region: 234-992 (252 amino acids)
Source: RefSeq, a predicted model, not a curated record
CCUUCCAAUUUUGAACGGCUUUUUUCUUUCUUGUUACUCGUUUUUCUUUAUUUUCCGAAUUUUCUUUUCCUAAUCUGAUGCCGAUUACGUUUAAAUUUAAUCCUUCUCUUCCUUUAUUUCCAUUCACGACUUUUCUAUCAAUUCCCUUCCACAAACCACUCUUUUUAAUUCCCCAUAUAUUUUACCUGCUUACUUCUACCUAAACAUUUUUCAUUCUUGAAUCCCAAAGAAAAAUGGGGAUUGAUGAUCAGGUUCAGAAAAUGCAGAUGCGCCAGAAUUACCGGAAUUUCUGGCACACUGAUCUCACCAGCGCCGUCGUCGCCGAUGCUCCCUUUUGCUGUUUCGCAAUGGUUUGUGGACCGUGUGCUUCAUACAUGAUGCGUAAAAGGGCUCUUUACAAUGAUAUGUCGAGGUACAUCUGCUGUGCAGGCUAUUUUCCGUGUAGUGGUAGGUGCGGAGAGAGCAAAUGCCCUGAACUUUGUCUCUGCACUGAGGUCUUCUGUUGCUUUGCAAAUUCAGUAGCCUCAACUCGCUUUCUGUUGCAAGAUGAGUUCAACAUACAGACCACUCAAUGUGACAAUUGUAUUAUUGGAUUCAUGGUGUGUUUGCAGCAGCUGGCAUGUAUAUGCUCCUUAGCUGCUUGCAUUACAGGAAGCGAUGAAAUUGGAGACCUUGCCAAUAUGUUGACUUGUUUGGCCGACUUGGUCUUUUGCUCGGUUUGCCCAUGUAUGCAGACACAACACAAGGUUGAAAUGGAUAAAAGAGAUGGUAAGUUUGGGCAACAGCCUGUUAUGGCAGUUCCUCAGGCGCAACAAAUGUCGCGUAUUGAUCAGUCAGUUCCUCCAACUGUGGGCUAUCCACCUCAACAAGCAUAUGCACCCCAGUAUGGUCAACCUCCACCACCUUACGCUCAAGGUUAUCCUCCUGCCGGUUACCCUCCACCUCAAUUUCCACCGCCCGGUGCUUAUCCUCCACCUGGCUACCCCAAGUAAACUCGAUUCUUAUAGUGAACAGAAAGUAUUAUUACAUGUGAAGUUCAAAGGAUAGUCAGAUUAUGUUUACUUAUUGCUUCACUUAUGGCUAUCAAUUACUUUUGUAAUUGUUGUUAUGAACUUAUGAUUUCCUAGUGAUCGUGUGAAUUAGUACCAUAUGGAUAAAUUUAUACUAAUAGUUAAUUUGAGCUUAGAAUA